UCCCUUCCCUCUUCUUUUUCAAUUGCUCGCUUACCGGCAGGCAGGGGCCCUCUCGCUCUCUUCGCACGUACCCGCAGAGCUGCCGCUCAGCUAACUACCCAGUGCCUUGCCCCGCCUGCCUAUCCCGUUCAUAAAUUAUUCGCCCAGCUGCCGAGAAUCGGAGCCCGGGGAGGCGUAUCUAGCGUCCGGGAGUUGGAUUUGGAGUCCGGCGAUUGGGGACAAGGGAGAAGGCGAGAGCAAGGAGAAGAAGCGUCUGGAGUGGACGGGAAGGGGAAAGGAGAGAAUGCUAAUGAGUUUAUCUGUAACUUUUGCCAACACAGGCAGCGUUUCUGAUAGCUGAUAACGCCCAAAAUACCUGUGCUCCGAGUGAUGUCCUGGGGCCUGUCGGCUCAUGGCAAAUUCAGACGCCAGAGGGGUUCGCCAUGUGAGAUGUCCAAGGUGCUACAGUGUUCUUCAGGAGCCCAGUGCCCCGGUCUACCAAUGCGGUGGAUGCGGCGCUAGUCUUCGAGCGAAAAUCUGCGCCGACGACACACAUGACGGGGUCAAUGAUCCCUCUUCAAGUGGCGGCCUGACUCCUCGGAGCAGACACCUGGGUUCCAGUGAUGUCGCAAGCACCAGCAGGUCCAGCACCCCCACUCCCGAUGCCAGAAGCAGCAGGCACCAAGCCAUCGACACGGCAAGCCGACGUGAGACCGGUGGUCUCGUGUCGGCGAUGAGUCAUGGUUCCGGUGAUGUUGCAAGCACCGGCAGCAGUGCUGAUGCCACAAGCAGCAGGCGUCAAGGCGCUGACACGACAAGCCGGAGUGAGACCGGUGAUCUCGUGUCGGCGAGGAAGCAUGGUUCCGGUGAUGUUGCAAGUACCAGCAGCACUCCUGAUGCCUCAAGUAGCAGACUCCAAGGCACUGGCACGACAAGCCGACGCGAGUCCGGUGAUCACGUGUCGGCCGCGAAGCGUGUGUCUGAGCAUGUGCCAGCGAUCGAGAAGAAGGAACAUGAUCAGAGUGCCAAUCGGGGAGUCUGUAACCACUCCGAAGCUAGAAGACGAAGAGAUUCUGGUGAUGCAGAGUGUAGAACUAGUUCUCCCGGCGUCAGUGUCCACUUCCCCAGAGGAAGCAAAGAUGCUACGUCUGAAUUGCAGGAUGAUACAGAGAAGAGGGGAAAAGGCCAGGCUGAAUUACCAGAUCCUGCAAGAAAGAAAGAUUCAGGUGAAUCAGCAGCGCAACCACGGUCCAGCGAUCGCGAAGAACUUGCACCCAAAUCAGCUCAAGCCGCAUCUGCGCAAUCUGCACGAGAUGUGUUGGGACGGGAAGAUGGCGCUGCUGCUGCCGGGGGAAAGGCGCCAAGCCCUUCCCUCCAUGAGCUCCAAGCAGAAAACUUGGCGCCCCUGCGGAAGAAGAUUCUGAAGAUAGUGGAUGAGCUGAAAGGUGACCUCACUGAACUUCUCAGUAAGUCUCCAGAAGCCAAUCCAACGUCACACGCGCGCCCUCGUCUUUCCAAGCAAGAAGGCUACGCGUCCCGCGCGGCCAUGGCAUCAAGCCUCCCCGCAAGAGCUCGUCAUGCUGCUGCUGCCGUCGACCACCGUGGCAGCGCAGCUCGUGCAGUCAAGCCCGGUCAAGUCGCUGUUGCUCCUCCCCGUGGCUUGCCGUCGCGACGCUACCGCCGGUGCAGAUCCGAUCCAUGCUGCGACAAUGUGCAGCCACGAUCGUGCCAUCACGGUUGCUGCCGCCACCACGACAAGCCGGAGUGUGGCAGCUGCCGAGGACAUUGCUGCAGGCCCAGAGCACAAGAGCCGCCAGCCCUGCGGAAGCCGGCGGCGGCCGAGGUGACCAAGAGACGCUCGCCACCGCGAAAUCACUGCCGGCCGGUCCUGAAGGGUGCGCCGUUCCUUCUCUGCUCCAGCUGCUUCAAGCUGGUUCAGGUGCCCGCCGACUUUGCCGUGUCGAGCAAGAGCGUGCGCAAGCUGCGAUGCGGCUCCUGCUCGGCCGUUCUCUCCUACUCCUACAGGGACCCAGGCAGGAAGAAGCCUCAAGAAUCCAUCGAUCACUUCAGCACAGACGGUUCCGAGGUGCACGGCGGCAAAGGCUACGCACCGCGGGACCCUUUCGCGUUCCUCGAUGACUUCGGGCACGGGGUUAGCUACUCAACGGAGGACGAGCAGCCCCUGCACGUCUCAAGAAAUACGUCGUUCGACACCGUCGACGGCGUGACCGGAGCGCGGUGCAACAAGAUGCACCGGCUGAUAGGGCACGGAUCGGCGACCGAGCUGCUGCGACACUCCCCUGACCUGUACGAGAGCUUCGACGAGCGGACGACGCCUGAGGCGGGACAGGAUGACAGGAAAGGGAAAGGUGUUUGCCUUGACACUGACGACGUCGCCGGUGACGAUGACUCGGAUGAGGAAGACAGCGAUGCACUGAAGAGAUCAGCGGCGAGAGGGUCUGGUUGGCCACUCCCUAGGAUGCCCGGCAAGGGGGUUCCUGGACUGGGAGCCGUCAGGAUCAAGUCGUAGCAGGGAAGACUCGUAUAUAUUGUGCAGAGAUAGAUGCAGGUGUUGGAUUUCUAACAGUAUUUUCAGUUGUUAGGUCAUCUCCAGCAGAGCAGAGGUAGUAUUUUUGCAGAGACUGAGGCUAUCUCCAACGGAA
Molecule: messenger RNA, 2642 nt
Organism: Phragmites australis (common reed)
Lineage: Eukaryota; Viridiplantae; Streptophyta; Magnoliopsida; Poales; Poaceae
Product: protein ENHANCED DISEASE RESISTANCE 4-like
Exons: 3
Coding region: 392-2509 (705 amino acids)
Biological process (GO): regulation of defense response to fungus
Source: RefSeq, a predicted model, not a curated record